Molecule: messenger RNA, 1125 nt
Organism: Manduca sexta (tobacco hornworm)
Lineage: Eukaryota; Metazoa; Arthropoda; Insecta; Lepidoptera; Sphingidae
Product: dynein heavy chain 3, axonemal-like
Exons: 7
Source: RefSeq, a predicted model, not a curated record
UAUUACGUUUAUGAGGCAGCGAUGGCGAGUGGUGACAGCAGACGAAGCAAGCGGACAUCGAAGCCAGCCCCGAAGCCGCCGCCCGGCGCGGCGCCGUGCCCGUCGCGGUUCGUGACGCCGGCGCGGUCGCAGCCCGGCCUGCCGCGCAUGCCGCGAGCCGGCUACGACCGCGAGCUAGGGCGGGACAGCGUGCUGCUGCGCGCCGCCAACAAUUACUACCCAGAAGGUGAGGGUGAAGGCGGAUGCAGUGAGUUCCCACCGCUGAUGCAGGCCAGGUCGUGGACCAGGGGCGUGCCGUACCGGGACAGCAUCAACCACGCCAAGCCCGCCGACUCCAUCGGCAACUGCUACACUCCGGCAACGAAAACGAUGCGCGGCCUUAAUAUGCCGCCAAAAAAGCGAGUACCACCGCAACUAUUCGGCCCUAUCGGACCUAAUGGGGAGCUGCAGUUCCCGCCGCUUAAGCCCUGGCACGAGAGGGAGAAGGAAAGACUCGACGCCAUCGAGAAAGAGAGGAAUAAAAGGACGCUGCCUAAAGGUUUAGUUUUGUUAGAAGACCUGGUUUCUGGAGCCUAUGACAGAAGAAAGGCAGAAGCGGCUGAAGCCAAACGAAGAAAAAUCGAAAAGAGGAAACAAGAGAAAAUCUCGGCCGAAAUAGCUGCCCAAGAGGCAUUAAAAAAACAUUUGGCAAAAUUGGAAUUCGAGCUGCCCCGCGACCCUGAUCAGCAGAAAUACGAGAUGUUGCGAAUCACCGAAGAGGAGCAAUACAGGCCCAUACACCCCAAGGAUUUAGAGAGGAUUCAGUACUAUUUGACCACGGCUAUAUCACCGAAGCACCUACCAGCUUACCCCGAGGAACUGUACAAGCGCGCCAAGGUGGUGGUAGACCGGCAGACCGCGGCAAUCAAGAAACGCUUGCUGAUACUGACAUACCAGGCGUGCGUGAGGCAAAGCGAGGCCGACAUCAAGGACUUCUUCACCAUGGCAAUGAAGAGAUGUCUGUUGUCAUACAUACUGGAGGAUCCAGCGGAGCGGGUGCGCCUGAGCAUCGCGUUCGUGCCGCCGCUGUGGCCGGCGCUGGUGGUGCGCGCGCCGGUGCCGUGGCACGCGGCGUACGUGCGCGCG